GAUCAAGAAAAACCACCAAGAUAUGAGAUCCUAUCAUCCACGCAGCCUUCGCAGGAAAAUAUCCCGCCCAACGCUACCGAUAGUAUUUAGUUAUAUGUAUGAAUAAUUCUCCUUCCAGCCUCUUAAUCCUCGCUCCCUCGCUCUCUACUUUGAUCCCCAUCCAGAUAUCCACUUAAUCUGCAUGUAAUUAUUUCUAUUCAGCAUCCCAGUCGGCCGAGCCGUUAGUUAGCUAAUAAUCAUGACUUGCGAAAUUCUUCUGCCUCCGAUACGAGCACCAACGUGGCAGUCACCUGGGUGGUUAUAGAAGUGAUGUCUUGCGAGAGAGCCCUCGGUUUUGGUAACUAGUUAACCAACAAGCUAGCAAGCCGCGACGCCCAAGAAAAUGCCGAUUCGUCUCGCACGGUAUUCAGACCUGGAGGCAAUCUCCUCGACGCUUGCAGAGGGCUUCCAUGAAGAGGAGGUUAUGGGCCCUCUCCUACAUCCGCUACGUCGAGAAUAUCCAAGUGAUUAUUUGAACUAUUGGCGGCGGAAGUGCUGGGAGAAAUGGUGGAAUUACUCAUACGUCUUCAUCGUGAGCUAUAUAGAACAAGACGAGAAGCCAGAGGAGGUGAAUGAAGCAUCCUCGGAUGAUCGAAAAGAUGAUAGAAGCCCAGAAGAGCCUAGCAAGCCCCCAAGAGAGGUCAUAACCGGCGUUGCUCAGUGGCAUCGCAUGGGACCUGGCUGGGAGUCCGUCUGGAAGCCACUUGGCAAAUGGGAUCCAAGUAAGACUUUUGAUCAAGCUAUGAUCCAAUAGCCAACUAGUUAAGCUGUGUCAGAUGCUGAUUCUACCACUUACAGGACUUGUAAUAUCACCGUUGAUAUCGAUAUAUCACAAUUUUUUCCUGGCCUUGAUAACCCCCAACCGAGCUGCUUCUAGACCUCCUCAGCUCACUGAAGAGUCUGUCCGGCAAGCACUUAUCAGAGUUCUAGGGGCCCUGUAUGCAUCGCCUCCUCAUCGUCUGACCAACUGGUCCCUGAACUGUCUUGCUGUGCGGCCAAAAUACCAGA
Molecule: messenger RNA, 1047 nt
Organism: Trichophyton rubrum CBS 118892
Lineage: Eukaryota; Fungi; Ascomycota; Eurotiomycetes; Onygenales; Arthrodermataceae
Exons: 1
Coding region: 383-793 (136 amino acids)
Source: RefSeq, a predicted model, not a curated record